Molecule: messenger RNA, 4201 nt
Organism: Manihot esculenta (cassava)
Lineage: Eukaryota; Viridiplantae; Streptophyta; Magnoliopsida; Malpighiales; Euphorbiaceae
Product: importin-5
Exons: 20
Coding region: 122-3478 (1118 amino acids)
Biological process (GO): protein import into nucleus
Cellular component (GO): cytoplasm; nucleus
Molecular function (GO): small GTPase binding; nuclear import signal receptor activity
Source: RefSeq, a predicted model, not a curated record
AAACCCAAGCUUUAGUCAAGCCCCUCUAUUUCCCCUUUCAAUCUUCCCUCCCUUUCCUCCCUCCUUUUGCAGCCACCACCACACACAAAAACUCAAAAAAAUUCCAUCCGACUGCCUAUCCAUGGCCGCAGCCGACCCAAUUCAGUUGCAGCAACUCGCCUUUCUCGUCGGGCCCGAUCCUACUCACUUUGAAACCUUAGUAAACCACCUCAUGUCUUCCUCCAAUGAAAAACGUUCUGCAGCUGAGUCUCUCUUCAACAUCUGCAAACAAGCUCACCCUGACUCGCUUGUACUCAGACUUGCUCAUCUCCUGUCAUCCUCCGCUCUUCCUGAGGUUCGUGCCAUGUCCGCUAUCCUCCUGCGCAAGCACCUCACCCGCUCGACUGCCAACGAUGACGCAUUCCUCUACCCCAAGCUUAACGAGUCAACUCGCUCUGCAAUUAAGAACAUACUACUCUCUUCUCUGCAGCGAGAGACUACAAAAUCGAUAAUUAAAAAGAUUAAUGAUACGGUUUCAGAGCUUGCUGCCUCUAUUUUGCCAGAUGGCGGGUGGCCUGAGCUGUUGCCGUUCAUGUUCCAAUGCGUGACGUCACAAAAUCAUAAUCUCCAAGAAUCGGCGCUUUUGAUCUUUGCGCGAUUGGCUCAGUUUGUUGGCGAAACCCUAAUUCCGCAUUUGAGCACUCUUCAUGAACUGUUUUUGAAUUGUUUAAGUGAUUCAACGAGUGCUGAUUUGAGAAUUGCGGCUUUAAACGCAACAAUUAAUUAUAUACAAUGCUUAUCGAAUAAUAAUGAUCGCGAAAAGUUUCAGGAUUUGUUGCCAUUAAUGUUGCGGACUUUGACCGAAGCAUUAAAUAGCAAACAAGAGGCAACGGCCCAAGAAGCGCUUGAAUUGUUGAUUGAAUUGGCAGGGAGCGAGCCGAGAUUUUUGAGGAAGCAAAUAGUGGAGGUGGUAGGCUCCAUGUUGCAAAUAGCGGAGGCGGAGAGUUUAGAGGAAGGGACGAGGCAUUUGGCUAUAGAGUUUGUAAUUACACUAGCUGAGGCGAGAGAGAGGGCACCUGGGAUGAUGAGGAAGUUUCCGCAGUUUGUGCAUAAACUGUUUAUGGUGUUAAUGACGAUGUUAUUGGAUAUAGAAGAUGAGCCGGUGUGGCAUAGCGCAGAGAGUGAGGAAGAGGAUGCUGGGGAGACUAGUAAUUAUGGGUUUGGGCAGGAGUGUUUGGACAGGCUAUCGAUUUCUCUUGGUGGGAAUUGUGUGGUUCCAGUUGCUUCUGAGGUUUUGCAGGGCUUCUUGGCAGCUUCAGAGUGGGAGAAGCAUCAUGCUGCACUCAUUGCACUGUCACAGAUUGCCGAGGGUUCCUCAAAGGUAAUGAUAAAGAGCCUUGAGCAGAUAGUUUCUAUGGUUUUAAACUCAUUCCAAGAUCCCCAUCCCCGUGUGAGGUGGGCUGCUAUAAAUGCAAUUGGACAAUUGUCAACUGACCUGGGCCCUGAUUUGCAAAUAAAGUAUCAUCAGCGUGUGCUUCCUGCUUUGGCUGGUGCAAUGGAUGAUUUUCAGAAUCCUCGAGUUCAGGCUCAUGCUGCUUCAGCAGUACUUAAUUUCAGUGAGAAUUGUACUGCAGAGAUACUGGCACCAUACUUGGAUGGAAUUGUGAGCAAACUUCUUAUACUCCUCCAGAAUGGCAAGCAAAUGGUACAAGAGAGUGCCCUGACUGCUUUAGCAUCAGUUGCUGAUUCAUCACAGGAGCAAUUUCAGAAAUAUUAUGAUGCUGUAAUGCCGUUCUUAAAAGCUAUACUGGUGAAUGCAAAUGAAAAAUCUAAUCGCAUGCUUCGUGCGAAAGCUAUGGAGUGCAUUAGUUUGGUUGGGAUGGCUGUUGGAAGGGACAAAUUUAGGGAUGAUGCUAGGCAGGUUAUGGACGUCUUGAUGUUGCUUCAUGGAUCUCAAAUGGAAGCAGAUGAUCCAACAAUAAGCUACAUGCUACAAGCAUGGACCAGGCUUUGCAAAUGUCUUGGGCAGGAUUUUCUUCCGUAUAUGAAUGCUGUCAUUCCCCCUCUGCUUCGGUCUGCACAGCUUAAGCCCGAUGUAAUCAUUUCUUCUGCAGAUUCAGAUGUUGAUAUUGAUGAUGAUGAUGACAGCAUCGAAACAAUCACUCUUGGGGAUAAAAGAAUAGGGAUCAAAACUAGUGUUCUGGAGGAAAAAGCUACAGCAUGUAACAUGCUUUGCUGCUAUGCUGAUGAAUUGAAGGAAGGAUUUUUCCCAUGGAUUGAUAAGGUUGCCACCACACUGGUUCCUCUCCUUAAGUUUUAUUUCCAUGAAGAAGUAAGGAAGGCAGCAGUUUCUGCUAUGCCGGAACUGCUACGUUCAGCAAAGCUAGCUAUAGAGAAGGGUCAAUCUCAUGGACGGAAUGAGCUGUAUUUGAAACAAUUGUCUGAUUACAUUCUACCAGCUUUGGUGGAGGCUUUACACAAGGAGCCAGAGGUGGAAAUUUGUGCAUGCAUGUUGGAUUCAUUGACUGAAUGCGUGCAGGUUUCUGGACGCCUUUUAGAUGAAAGUCAAGUAAGGUCCAUUGUGGAUGAGGUGAAACAGGUCAUCACAGCCAGCACAGCCAGGAAACAGGAAAGAGCAGAGAGGGCCAGAACAGAGGACUUUGAUGUAGAAGAAGGGGAGUUACUAAAGGAAGAAAAUGAGCAAGAAGAAGAGCUCUUUGAUCAAGUUGGUGAAUUACUGGGUGCGCUAGUUAAGACCUUUGAGGUCUCUUUCUUGCCUUUCUUUGAUGAGCUCUUAUCUUACAUAACAGCUAUGUGGGGUAAGGAUAAAAGUGCAGAAGAAAGGAGAAUUGCUAUUUGUAUAUUUGAUGGUGUUGUGGAGGAAUGCCGGGAAGCAGCUCUUAAAUAUUACGAUACUUGUCUUCCUUUUCUUUUGGAGGCCUGCAAUGAUGAAAAUCCAGAUGUUCGUCAGGCAGCUGUUUAUGGGGUUGGUGUUUGUGCAGAAUUUGGUGGAUCUGUGUUUAAACCACUUGUUAGGGAGGCUCUUUCUAAGCUGAAUGUUGUAAUAAGUGAUCCUAGUGCGCAUCUUUCGGACAAUGUGAUGGCGUAUGACAAUGCUGUUUCAGCGCUUGGAAAAAUAUGCAAGUUCCAUCGGGAUAGUAUAGAUGCAGCACAGGUGUUCCCUGCUUGGUUAAGCUGCUUACCAAUAAAAAGUGAUUUAAUUGAGGCCAAGCUUGUGCAUGACCAGCUUUGCUCAAUGGUUGAAAGGUCAGAUAGGGAACUUUUAGGGCUGCAUAAUCAAUAUCUUCCCAAAGUUGUCCAUGUUUUUGCUGAGGUCAUAUGUGCAGGUAAAGACUUGGCAACAGAGCAAACUGCUAGCCGAAUGAUUGAUCUAUUGAGGCAACUUCAGCAGAUGUUACCGCCUGCCACCCUAGCAUCAACUUGGUCAUCCUUGGAGCCACAGCAGCAACUUGCCUUGCAAUCUAUUCUGUCUUCUUAAUUCCCUGGAGAUAAUGGAAUGCCGUAAUCAUUUCCUUGGUGAAGCCGCACUUCCUUAAUCUUCUUCCAUUUUUGGCCAUGCCAUUGUUCCUCCUUGGAAGGAGCUGUCCAGUGAUCGAGUUGCUUAGUGGUGGUGGGCACGUCAUUGUUUUUAGGAUGCCUUUAUAUUUUGUGCAUACCGUGUGCAUAUUAGUAUGUGUUAAUAUCUUCCUUUUUUUCCCCCAUCAACUGUUACUGUGAAGAAAUUUCUAGAGUGGCUCUUCAUUUGAUGUGGAGGUAGGAUUUGUAUAUUAUGAGUGCUAUCCAUUGAUUGGAGUGAAUAGGAAUUUAUCAAAAUUUACAGCUCAUGGAUGUCCAAGUUGGUGUGACGGAGGUUGAGGGACUGAGGUUUGUGCGUGGGCUAUUUUUGUUACACAACUGGUGGAAAUGGUUCAUACAUAUAUAUAUUCAUAUAUAUAUUCAUUUGGUAGAAGAGUGUGUAUCAUGCUACUCAAUUUUCUGUUCCAGUACUGUUGAAUUCACUAUGAAUUCUUCGAAUUUCUAAUUUUUCUUUUGGCUUUUUGAGUUGUAUCCCAUAAGACUAGGUUUUUAUUAUUCUUGGAAUUGAUGAGAUUCCAAUUUGAGUGAUGUGGAAAGUUAAGCAUAUUUAAUGUAAUAUUUAUAUUACUAAACAGGUGUAUAUAUAAAUAUAUUUCUAUUUAGGGGAUUUGAUAUAUUUUAUUUA